Messenger RNA from Morchella importuna, 4320 nucleotides. RefSeq lists its product as uncharacterized. Gene Ontology annotation, biological process: L-lysine biosynthetic process. NCBI's taxonomy places the organism in Eukaryota, Fungi, Ascomycota, Pezizomycetes, Pezizales, Morchellaceae. The record is from RefSeq and is a predicted model, not a curated record. The transcript is spliced from 4 exons. Gene Ontology annotation, molecular function: L-aminoadipate-semialdehyde dehydrogenase [NAD(P)+] activity; phosphopantetheine binding. The coding region runs from base 1 to 4320 and encodes 1439 amino acids.
AUGACCACCCUCGACAGCCUCCCCGCGCGCCUCGCCCGCUGGGAAGAGCGCCUGCGCUCCCUCACCACGCCGUCGCUGCCAACAGACUACGUGCGCCCGGACCCGCCGCGCAUCGUCGAGGCCGUGCACUCUGUGGCGGUGCCCGAGGGCGUGCGGCUGGCGCUGCUGCAGCUGGGCAUCCUCGACGGCAGCAACCCCGUGCCGCCGUUCACGGUGCUGCUGGCGGCGUUUGCGGCGCUCGCGGCGCGGCUGACGGGCGAUGAGGAUAUUGCGCUCGGCACCAGCGCGGAGGGCGGGGAGCCGUUUGUGCUCAGGGUUGUGGUGGCGGCGGGGACGACGUUUGUGGGGUUGUUGGGGGAGGUGAAGAAGCUCGAGACCCAAGGCGCCGCCGACUCAGUCCCCUUCUCCGCCCUCACCGCGCACAUCCAACAGGCCACAAAGUCCGCCGCCCCGCCGUGCCUCUUCCACCUCUCGCUCUACCACGCGCCCGACGCGCCCAGCCAGCAGUUCCUGUCCACCCACGCCAGCACCACGGACCUGUCCAUCUUCGUCGAGCUUUCCUCCGCCCCCGCCUCCUCGCUCCGCCGCGCCCCGCAGGUGCCAGAAAUCACCCUCAGCGCCCACUACAACCAGCUCAUGUUCUCCACCAAGCGCGUCUCGUUCCUGCUCGAGCAGCUGCUGCAGAUUGUGCAAGUCGGCGCCCGCAACCCGGACAUCCCCGUGUCUAGCAUCCCCCUGCAGACGCCGGAGCAGGAGGCCAUCCUCCCGGACCCGCGCAAGGACCUGAAUUGGGGCACCUUCCGCGGCGCCAUCCACGACAUCUUCAGCGCGAAUGCAAAGAAGCACCCGGAGCGCGAGUGCGUCGUCGAGACGGGCGACGCCAGCGACGGCAGCAACACGAGGGUCUUCACGUACAGACACAUUGACGAGGCGUCAAACAUCCUGGCGCACCACUUUGUGGCCAAGGGCGUCAAGCGCGGGGACGUGGUCAUGGUGUAUGCGCACCGCGGCGUCGACCUCGUCGUUGCCGUCAUGGGCGUGUUGAAGGCAGGAGCGACGUUCUCCGUCAUCGACCCUGCGUAUCCGCCGGCGCGGCAGAACAUCUAUCUGCAGGUUGCGCAGCCGCGCGCGCUGGUGGUGAUCAAGAAGGCCGGGGCGCUGAGUGAGUUGGUGCGCGAGUAUCUAUCGAAUGAGCUGCACAUCCUCACUGAGGUGCCAGCGCUGGCGAUCCAAGCCGACGGCACGCUUGUGGGCGGUGAGGUGGGCGGCAAGGACGUCCUGUCGGCGCAGGUACCGCUGAGGGAGAAUGGGACCGGCGUUAUCGUGGGCCCGGACUCGACGCCGACUCUCUCAUUCACCUCUGGCUCCGAGGGGAUCCCGAAGGGUGUCCGAGGCCGGCACUUCUCGCUCACAUACUACUUCCCGUGGAUGGCCGAGACGUUCGGGCUCUCCGCCACCGACCGCUUCACCAUGCUCUCGGGCAUCGCCCACGACCCCAUCCAGCGCGACAUCUUCACGCCGCUCUUCCUCGGCGCGCGCCUCCUCGUCCCCACCGCCGACGACAUCGGCACUCCGGGGCGCCUCGCCGAAUGGAUGGCCGACCACGGCGCCACCAUCACGCAUCUGACACCAGCAAUGGGACAGCUGCUCUCCGCACAGGCGACCCGCGCCAUCCCGUCGCUGCACCACGCCUUCUUCGUCGGCGACGUGCUGACGAAGCGCGACUGCCUGCGCCUGCAGUCGCUCGCAAGAAACGUCGCGGUGGUGAAUAUGUAUGGCACGACGGAGACGCAGCGCGCGGUGAGCUACUUUGAGGUGCCGUCGCUCACGGCGGACCCGACGUUCUCGCAUAGUCUAAAGGACGUGGUGCCGGCGGGGCGCGGCAUGCUCGAUGUGCAGCUGCUUGUUGUGAACCGGCAUGACCGCACGCAGAUCUGUGGCGUCGGCGAGAUUGGUGAGAUCUAUGUGCGUGCGGGGGGGCUGGCGGAGGGGUAUCUGAAGCUGCCGGACAUGACGGCGACAAAGUUUAUCAAGAACUGGUAUCUGGAGGACGACCACUGGGCUGCGCAGGCUGCGCAGGCUGCGGGGAGUGACAGCGGAGAGGAGACGUGGAGAGAGUUCUACCAGGGCCCCAGAGACAGAAUGUACAGAACCGGCGACCUGGGCCGCUACCUCCCCGACGGCAACGUCGAGUGCUCCGGCCGCGCAGACGACCAAGUCAAGAUCCGCGGCUUCCGCAUCGAGCUCGGCGAGAUCGACACCCACCUCUCCCAACACCCGCUCGUGCGCGAGAACGUGACCCUCGUGCGCCGCGACAAGGACGAAGAGCCCACCCUCGUCUCGUACAUCGUCCCGCUGCAGUCACAGUCGCUCGAGUCCCUCCUCUCCGCCGACAACAACGACGACGCCGACGGAGACGACGACGAGAUUGUCCGCGGCCUGCGCAAAUACAGAAGCCUCAUCCGCGACAUCAAGACCCACCUCAAGGGCCGCCUACCAGCCUACGCCGUCCCCACCGUCGUCGUCCCCCUCUCCCGCCUGCCGCUCAACCCCAACGGCAAGAUCGACAAGCCAGCCCUGCCCUUCCCAGACACUGCGCAGCUCGCUGCCGCCGCCGCGCGGCGGGGGGGCGCGGCGGAGGCGGCAGAGACGGCGCUGACGGAGACGCAGCGGGAGCUGCGCGUCAUCUGGCAGGGGCUGCUGCCGCACGCGGCGGAGGCGAUUGCGCCGGCGUCGAACUUUUUCGAUGUGGGUGGCCACUCGAUCCUGGCGACAAAGAUGAUCUUUGAGGUGCGCAAGAGGUUUGUGUGUGAGGUGGGCUUGGGGGCGGUGUUUAGCUUUCCGACGUUGGGGGCGCUGGCGGGUGAGAUUGAGCGGUUGAAGGGGCAUGGGGAGUUGGCGAUCCAGUCGCUUGCGACGGGCGGCGGUGAGGAUGAGAAGGCGGGGGAGAAAGAGGAGGAGGGGGAGAAGGGCGGGGAGACGGAGUAUGUGCGUGAUGCCCGCGAGUUGGCGGGGGCGCUGCCGGAGAGGUUUGAGACGCUGGGACACCCGGAGAGGGCGGCGACGGUGCUGUUGACGGGUGCGACGGGGUUUCUGGGGGUGUAUCUGUUGCGGGACUUGCUGAGUCGGCGCAAUCCGGAGGUCAAGAAGGUCUUUUUGCAUGUGCGUGCGGCGGAUAAGAGCAAGGCGCUGGAGAGGGUCAGGGCGAGCGCACAGGCGUAUGGCGUGUGGGAUGAGGCGUGGGUGCCGCGUGUGGAGUGUGUUGUGGGCGAGCUGGGGAGCCCGAAGUUGGGUGUGUCGGAGGAGGAGUGGGGCGUGUUGGUGGAGGAGGUGGAUGUGGUUGUGCAUAACGGUGCUCAGGUCCACUGGGUCUACCCCUACUCCAAGCUGCGCCCGGCGAACGUCACGGGCACAGUCGACGCGCUGUUGCUGUGCGCGUCGGGCAAGGCGAAGAGCUUUUUGUUUGUGUCGUCGACGUCGGUGCUGGACUGUGACCACUACGUGCUGCUGUCGGACGCCAUCAUGGAGAAGGGUGGGGCGGGAGUGCCAGAGAGCGAUGAUCUUGAAGGGUCCGCCGGCGAUCUGGGAACGGGGUAUGGGCAGAGUAAGUGGGCGGGUGAGUAUCUGGUCCGCGAGGCGGGGAGGAGGGGACUCAGUGGGUGUGUGGUGAGGCCCGGGUAUGUUGUGGGGGAUUCAAAGACGGGAGUAACAAACACCGACGACUUCCUCAUCCGCAUGCUCAAAGGCUGCGCGCAACUCGGGCAAAUGCCCAACAUCCACAACACCGUCAACAUGGUCCCCGUCGACCACGUCGCACGCGUCGUCAUCGCCUGCGCCUUCCACCCGCCCUCCUCCUCCACCCCGCUCCCCGUCGCGCACGUGACCUCCCACCCACGCCUGCGCUUCAACGAGUUCCUCGGCACCCUCGCCACCUACGGGUACGCCGUCGCGACGGCGGACUAUGUCCCCUGGCGCGUGGCGCUCGAGGCGUGGGUCGUGGGCGGGAGCGCGGAUAAUGCGCUGUUCCCGCUGCUGCACUUUGUGCUGGAUAAUCUGCCGAAUACGACGAAGGCGCCGGAGCUGGAUGAUGCGAAUGCGGUGAGCGCGCUGCGGGAGGAUGCGGCGUGGACGGGCGAGGAUCGGAGUGGCGGGAUGGGGGUCAGUGUGGAGUUGAUGGGCGUGUAUUUGGCGUAUCUUGUUGCGUUGGGAUUCUUGCCGGCGCCGGGUGGGAGGGGGCAGAGGGCGCUGCCGGAGGUGGUGUUGAGUGAGGUCCAGAAGAAGAGUCUGGGGACCGUCGGUGGACGGGGUGCUAUGGUCUAG